GCCCGCUGGAUCGAGCCCUUCGCACGUUGGAGGGCGUCGCCAAAGAGCCCUUGGAAAAGAUCGCGCUGGCGGCCAGCAAGCGCGCGGUCAACGGCAUGGGAGUCCUGUGCCGUCAUGUGAAGGAUCUUAUGGCAGAGGUCAACGAGAUUCGCUACGCCGAGGGCGCCACCUUCGAUGGGGCCACGCUCAUGGAGGCCAAGCGUGCGCUCUGGGACAAGUUGUGGACACCGACGGAUUUAUCUGGCAGAGCUGUCAUGGACGUUCUGCAGCAAGCUACGGAGUUCGCCCGUCAUGAAGAGACCCAGCCUCUCACCCUGGACAGCUUGGAGGCUGCGCCGAUGGCUAUCUCUCCGCCGAAGGUGGCAG
Molecule: messenger RNA, 366 nt
Organism: Prorocentrum cordatum
Lineage: Eukaryota; Dinophyceae; Prorocentrales; Prorocentraceae
Source: the annotation of a GenBank genome assembly